CGCCCAUGUUUAACGGACAUUCAAAAGUUAGUCUAACGUUAAACGACUGUCGCUUCGCACAAAAAACAAUCAAAAAUUUUAACUGAGUGUAUUUUUUACCACAGCAAAGUAGAAACAAAAUUUAAAAUGGUUGGCACUUCGAACUGUAAACGCAUCUACAAACAGCACAAACCAAUGAUCUGCUAUAAUAAACCUCCCUCGGCACAAGUCAACCCAACAGAGUACGAAAGCAAACGGGAAGAUGCACUCACUGGUGCGGUCGUCGAGGCGCUGAUCGUGCCAAAGCGCACAGCACACACCUGGACAAUGCAAGCUGGCGACUUAUGUCGCAUCACUGUCUGCGAGGGCUCACAGGUGGGUGACAUGAACUUCUGGAACUUAGAUAAUACCAAAGAACGUUUCUAUUCGGGCAAAACACGCCAACUGCACAGUACACAUCUGAAUGUGUACGAUCGCUUGUGGAGCAAUUUCCCCUAUUUACGGCCAAUGGCCACCUUUGUUCACAACACUCUAGCCGAUUAUGGCAUAGAUGAGGAUGGUGGCUCAUUGCAUGAUGUGGUUGGGACGCGCUGUGAUGAUUACACUUACAAAUUAAUCACUGGCAAAGAACGUGUGGGCAGUUGUCAUAGUUCGUUGACAAAAGCAGUGGUGGAGGAGCGUGGUUUGAAGGAGGAAGAUGUGCAUGAUGUGUGGAAUAUUUUCAUGUGCACCGGUUUCACGCGAGAUACUCAACAAUAUUUCUGUAAACCCAGUCCUGCACGCAAAGGCGAUUACAUCGAAUUUAUUGCCGAAAUAAAUCUUUUGCUUGCCUUAAGUGCCUGUCCACAAGGUGACGUUUCCAUAACGGUGGGCGAUGAAGUGCCCGACGAGGUCUGUCAUCCAUUAAAGGUGGAAGUUUUCCGCAAAAAAUGUAUUGAUAAGAAAAUAUAACGGAAUUUUUAAUAUUUGCAUUUUUUUUUUUUUUACUUGAGCAACUUUAGUAAACAUCACCUAUACCUAUUAUUUUUCGCUAUAAAAAGCAAAGAAAAAAAUUGACAUAAGAAAUCAAAUUUCUGAUUAUGCGCCUAAU
Molecule: messenger RNA, 1069 nt
Organism: Anastrepha obliqua
Lineage: Eukaryota; Metazoa; Arthropoda; Insecta; Diptera; Tephritidae
Exons: 2
Coding region: 127-930 (267 amino acids)
Source: RefSeq, a predicted model, not a curated record